AUUCAGGCCCCUUACAUAUAAAGUCCUUUUAUUAACAUUGUUUCUGCCAGAAAUUAGCUCCAUUUCAGAAGAACAUGAAGGAAAAGAUUGUGAUCGAUCUCACUCUCAGCACUGAUAACUGUAUCUCAAAGGCCAUGCAGAUUGCUGUAAGAUGUGCAGGGGUAAUAUCAGUGAAUACAGACAAGGAAAAAGGGCAUUUGGUGGUAAUUGGAGUAGGGGUUGAUUUCUUCAAGUUGAUGAAAUGCAUAAAGAAGAAAUUUAAUUGUGCUCGCAUUGUGAGUGUUGAAGAAGUGAAACCCGAAAAGAAACCCGAAAAGAAACCCGACCCUGAUCCGAAACCAUGUUGCCCUCUAAUAUGCCCUCCAAGCCCAUGUGUGCAGUAUUAUCCAGUAUGCCGACCCGAUUAUGAUUCUCAUAAUCAAAAUUGCCUCAUUAUGUGAGAGACACCCAAUUUUAAUUCAUUGCAUUGUAUUAUAAUGUCCAUAAUUAUUAUUAUU
Messenger RNA from Lycium ferocissimum, 497 nucleotides. Its product is annotated as heavy metal-associated isoprenylated plant protein 16-like. NCBI's taxonomy places the organism in Eukaryota, Viridiplantae, Streptophyta, Magnoliopsida, Solanales, Solanaceae. The record is from RefSeq and is a predicted model, not a curated record. Bases 75 to 440 code for a protein of 121 amino acids. The transcript is spliced from 3 exons.